Molecule: messenger RNA, 1796 nt
Organism: Cariama cristata (Red-legged seriema)
Lineage: Eukaryota; Metazoa; Chordata; Aves; Cariamiformes; Cariamidae
Gene: GASK1B
Product: family with sequence similarity 198, member B
Exons: 4
Coding region: 1-1647 (548 amino acids)
Cellular component (GO): Golgi apparatus
Source: RefSeq, a predicted model, not a curated record
AUGCUGUUUUCAUCAUGUGGAUUCGCUAGAGAAAUGACCACCUUUGAUCAACCAAGUAAAAUCAAAAACUUGUUUAUUUGCUGCCUGUGCCCCCCACGGGUGCUGAGGCUCUGGACUUGCAGGCGCCCAAGGACAAGGAGGAAUCUGCUAGUGGGCACCGCGUGUGUGAUCUACCUGGGAUUCCUUGUCAGUCAAGUGGGUCAUGUUUUACCACAGCACAAAGGAGGACACCAAAAGAUCAGUUCCAGAAGUCUCCAAGAUGCAGCCCAAACUCCUUUUCUGGGCAUCCCACUGGAUGGCACCCUGUCACCACCCAAUUUCCAGGAACCCCAGCUUGGUAGCAAUGGGACCUUGCUGCCACCCAAUGUAGUUUAUAUCACCCUGCGGUCCAAACGCAGUAAGCCUGCCAAUAUCAGAGGCACGGUGAAGCCAAAGCGCAGGAAGAAACAUGGAACCCCUUUGUCCUAUGGGCACCACUUUCCAAAAGCCACUUUUAUGGGCCGGGAAGAAGCCUUUGCCCAACAGCCAGGGAGGGCCACACAUGCCGUGGACACAAUGGGAGCUGCAGUAGCUCUGGAUGUGAGAAAAGACCAGCUGGAUGAACACAGACGUAAGAGAAUGGCAAUCGGGGAGAGGGGUCACCAGAGACCUGGGAGGAUUUCUGGAGCUAUAAAGGCACAGCCCCAGCCUGAGGAAAGCAAUAUCAGGAUUUACAGCGAGAGCUCUCCCUCUUGGCUGAGCAAAGAUGACCUCCUAAACAUGCGCAUGCUGGCAGAUUCUCGGAUAGAGAGCAUCCAAGAAGCACCUUCUCGCAAAGCAGUCCUGGUAGUAUUUGCGAGAGGUUCCAGCACCGCAGGAACUGCUUGUAAUCAGGGACGCUGUGGCAUCGUCAAAAGACCCCUCGACAUGAGCGAGGUGUUCGCCUUUCAUUUGGAUAGGAUCUUGGGGCUAAACAGGAGCUUACCUUCUGUAAGCAGGAGAUCGGAGUUCUUCCAAGAUGACCAAGCACGCCCUGUUAUUCUCUGGGAUUCCUCACUGAGUCCCACAGAUAAUAGUACCCAUUCCUCAGUGAGAUUAACCUGGGGGCAAUAUCAGCAGCUAUUGAAGCAGAAGUGCUGGCAGAAUGGUAAAGUUCCCAAAGCUGAGUGGGGCUGUACCGAAAUCCAUCAUCAUGAGUGGUCCAAGAUGGCACUCUUUGAUUUUCUUCUGCAGAUCUAUAAUCGACUAGACAGAAACUGCUGUGGAUUCAAACCUCUCAAGGAGGAUUCCUGCAUGCAGCAAGGACUGAAGCUGAAAUGUAGUGAUCAGGAUGCUGUUGACCUGACACACAUAGUUCAGAGAAGGCAUGACCGAAGGCAUUUGGCCUUUAUAGACAAUAAGGGUUUCUUUGACAGAAAUGAGGACAAUCUUGACUUCAAAAUACUACAAGGAAUCAAUGAAUUCCCUGAAUCUGCAGUUUCAGUGCUGAGGAGCCAACGUUUACGUGAGAAGUUGCUCCAGUCUCUGUUCCUUGACAAAAUAUACUGGGAGAGCCAAGGAGGCAGAAAAGGAAUUGAAAAGCUUAUUGAUGUAAUAGAAAGGAGGUCCAAAAUUCUUCUUACUUAUAUAAAUGCACAUGGAGCCAAAGUAUUGCCCAUGAAUGAAUGAAGCAGUCUUGUUUCUAUUUGAGAGAUUGUCUUUAAAAAAAUUUGUAUGAGGCAAAAACUAACAGUAAAAUUGAUUUAAUUCAUAGGCUUAUUUAAUUUUUAUUUUUUCCAAACUUUCAAGUUUAUUUUGGAAUAAGAAGUCUUACAUGG